AUGUCAAAACCCGUCCUCAAUGAUCGAUUAGUAAGGUGGUACCUCCAAUUUCAGCAAUUCAAGAUUGUGCACAUCCCACAAAAAGCUGUGAAAGGACAAGCUUUGGCAGAUUUCUUGGCAGUUCAUCCAAUUCCUGAUGAUUGGGAGUUGACUGAUGAACUACCUGAUGAGGAUGCAAUGGUCAUCGAAGUGCAACCACCAUGGAAAAUGUAUUUUGAUGGUGCCGCACAUCGUGAAGGAGCUGGUGCAGGUGUUGUGUUUGUCACUUCUCAAGGAGAAGUCUUGCCAUAUUCCUUCACCUUAACACAACAUUGGACCAAUAACGUUGCAGAAUAUCAAGCACUUAUACUUGGGCUUAAGAUGGCCGUUGAUAUGAGACAACUCCAAUUACAUAUUUAUGGAGACUCUGAGUUAGUGAUCAAUCGAUUGCUAGGUAGCUACGAGGUCAAAAAGCCAGAAUUGCGUCCUUAUCAUGGUUAUGCACAGAAAUUGAUUGGAUGGCUUGGCAAUGUAACUCUUCAGCAUGUGCCAAGGAAGGAAAAUAAGAAAGCGGAUGCCUUAUCUGCUCUAGCUUCCACAUUGACUCUGCCCGGCCAGACAAAAAUCACUAUCUGCCAAAAAUGGAUAGUACCACCAGAUGAGAACGAGGAUGAAGAAAGCAAGCUCGAGCGUUUGGUAGCCGUCGCUGAAUUUGAGAAGGUUGAUUGGCGACAAACCAUGAUCGACUAA
This is a messenger RNA of Nicotiana attenuata, 729 nucleotides long. RefSeq lists its product as uncharacterized. NCBI's taxonomy places the organism in Eukaryota, Viridiplantae, Streptophyta, Magnoliopsida, Solanales, Solanaceae. The record is from RefSeq and is a predicted model, not a curated record. Bases 1 to 729 code for a protein of 242 amino acids. The transcript has a single exon. Gene Ontology annotation, molecular function: RNA-DNA hybrid ribonuclease activity; nucleic acid binding.